AAAUUAAGCAGCGCCUAUAUGGGUACGUAUUUCCGGUCCCACAGGAAGUCCCUAAAUGGUGUCUUAACAGCGACGCUUGUGACUUGCGAAAUGGAGACAGUAGCAGGUCGCAGCAAGAAGCUCCUGUUAUUUAACAUUUUAUUUUCGGUUAAAGAAGUGCUGCCGACUAAAAGAACAAAGAUAAGCUUCCAUAUAUCAAAAAAGCUGACGUUCACCCCUUGAAAUGCAGCACCUGAAAGGAUGAGCAGGAAUCACGAUGAUGAGUUUGUCGCAGUGCGGGUCCAGGAUCCCCGCAUUCACAAUGAAGGAUCGUGGAAUUCAUUUGUGGAUUAUAAAAUAUUCCUACAUACAAAUAGUAAAGCCUUCACGGCCAAGACCUCCUGUGUUCGUCGACGCUACAGUGAGUUCGUCUGGCUCAAGAAGAAGCUGCAGAAGAACGCUGGUUUGGUACCUGUCCCAGACCUUCCAGGAAAGUCAUUCUUCUCCUUCACUAAUGAGGACUUUCUGGAGAGGAGAAGGAAAGGGCUCCAGGCCUUCUUGGACAAAGUGCUGCACAUGACAGUGUGCCUGUCAGACAGCCAGCUCCACCUCUUCCUGCAGACCCAGCUGCCUGUUGGUCACAUUGAGGACUGCGUCCGGGGUCACACCCCCUACACUGUGACCGAGGCCAUCCUCACUUAUGCCUCGUCCAACUGGGGCCUGGCUCAGGCUCAGGCUCAGACUCAGGAGGAUGAUUCCAUGAAGGAGCCAAGUUUGACCAUCUCUUAUGAGUCCAUGGAGAGCCCAGCUCCUCAUCAGGCAAGUCUUCAGAGUGAAGGUACUUUGACUUCAUGUGAGGGCCGUGACCCUCUAGCAAGUUUACUGGACCCAGUAGAGUUUCAGCACAAGAGGAACUCCUCAGUAAAGGUCUACCAGAGGAACAACCAUCUGGAGGCUGUGGUGGAAUGCGACACCAGCUCUAUAGAGGCCACUUUUUUUCUUGGCGACAGCCCCAGUGAACAGGAGAGUGUUGACCUAGCAGACAGCACCUUGUCCAGGAGUGGUCAAAUACAGACACCAGUGGAAGUGCAUUCACCCAUGGAGGGUGGGCCUGGGCAGGACUUUGGUUUGGAAUACGUUAGAGAGGAAAGUAUGUGGAGAGGAGAGGGUGGGGAGGCAAAUGUCCUGAUGACAAAAGAAGAAGAAAUUUACAUUGAGGUCAGACAGCCAGAUAAUUCCGAUGAGGUUAAAGGUGAGGAUUCUGUAGUGAUUCUGGAUUCUGGCAAUGACGAUGCAGAAGAACAGGCUGAUCAAAUACAUCCCAGCUCUACAGAGAAGGUUGGUUUCUCCAACAAACCCCUUGUGGAAAACCACCUCACCUGUGAGGCCAACCACACUGAUGACACUAAAGUUCCUGAUGCUGACAUGAGCCACAUGGAGGAAUUAGAUGAGGAACAACACUUUGAAGACCAAGAAUGUGACAAAAGUGAAAGCAGUGGGGAGGUGGAAGGCGAAAAUGAUGGUGCCGUUCUACAGAUAAAGCAAAACUGCGCUGAACAAGGACUUGACUCGUUGGGGACCGUGAAUGAGAGUGAAGAGGACAAACACUCACUGCCUUCUUCCAAUGAGAGCAUCAUGAAGGUCAGUGAUGAAGACAGCUCGUGUGAGGAGACCAAGAAGUCAGUGGGUCCGUCUCCUCAGAACAUUUCUCACUGGUCAGAAGUGGAAGCCCCCAACAAAAAUAUUCUGGACCUUCAGCUCAAUGGAUGUUUUGUGGAAAAUGAAGACAUUUCUGGCCAGGAUGAUGAAGACCUUCAGUACAUGUCCUCUACAGACUUCACCUCCACUGAAGCCUGUGGAGACUGUAGUGAAAACAGUGAUUUCAGCAUCUUGGAAAGCAGCUGCACAAGUGGAAGAACUGAAGGUAAAAGGACAGAGGAACAAACACUGUCAGUGCUGAGUUUGGACACUGCCGAAGAGACGCAUGAGGUGGAGGUGUGUUAGACCACACAGCUGGUCUCAAGGUAGCUGCGACCUCACUGGUCCAGAGCAUGGACAGUGGAGGUUGUCUUCUGCCUGAGAUGGAUUCAGGUACAUUUGAAUUAACCUGGUACUUGCUGGUAGAUGUGUUGCAUCAUAAACCAUCAGUGAAGACAGAGAAGAUGACUAGAAUGAUUCUGCUGGUGUUGAAAGAAAAAAACCCUAACUACAGUUUUUGAGUUAUGUUCUGAAGAGUUCUGUUCUAUAGGGUUCUUUCAGUAGAACAUGCUUUAAAAUCUGUGAGUGAAGAUCACACUAAAAAGUUUCUUCACAACCAGUAGAUGACUCUGACUCUUUUUCCAGGGCUUGCAACCAUCACCUGCAACCACAGGUCUUCAUUUCACUUAAAAAGUCAAUAGUUAUAACAGAGUACAUUGAAUAUGGAUGAAUGCUUUUAUCUGCUUCCUAGUAGAUCAGCAGCACUUUGAACUUAAGGUACAAGUCAGUCACAUUGUAGGAUUAACUUUGUUUUAACAGAUUAUUCUAUGGUUAUAAAAAAUAGUUUUUAUCAUUGGAUAAAAGAGGUAAACAGAAACAUUUAAGUUAAUGUUCAUGUUAUGUUGUCACUACAUAUGGAAUAAAAACAAGUUUUUAGCUGUAACUUGAGUAAAGUCAUGAAAUCUCUUUUCAACAACUUUCUUUUAGUUAUGUUGGAUUUUAUUGUUUUGUUUUUUUAUAUUUGCAGUUUGUACAAGUUUGUUGCAAGUGUUUAUAUUUCAGUGCAACUGAUAGCUCUUUAACCAUUUAUUCUGUUUAUUUGGAGGGAAAAAUGUAAUUGAAAACUGUACUUCCCAGGCUUCCACUCUCAUAUUGUAUUUAAUCACUGAAAAAAACCCAUCUCAAAAAUGCUCAAACUUGACUCAGGAAAAUAUUAAGAACUGUGAAUUGGGGAGAAAUAAAAUCAUGUGUAAAUGUAGUUUUCAUCAGUAGUCAUUGCCAAAACUGUUUUAUGUAUUACCCGAAUGCACUCUGUUGUUAGUACGCAGUACUCUUGUCUGUGUACACUAUUCAUUCUCAUGUUGCUUCUUUUAAAGGGACUCGCGGUUAACACUUCAUCAUGCAUCACGUAUAAAUGGACAUCUACAAGGUACAAAGGCUUCAGGGUUUUGUGAGCUGUCCUGUAAAUUUACCGUUUAGUUUUUCAGUUAUACAUUUUUCUCAUUAUACUAUUAAGCUACAUUUAGAGACAUAUCCACCAAAUCUGAAUAUUCAGAAUGCGUCAACACCCCCCAAAAAUAAAAUUCUAUU
Cynoglossus semilaevis (tongue sole) is the source of this 3267-nucleotide messenger RNA. It is a transcript of the gene snx11, whose product is annotated as sorting nexin 11. Gene Ontology annotation, cellular component: endosome. Gene Ontology annotation, molecular function: phosphatidylinositol phosphate binding. NCBI's taxonomy places the organism in Eukaryota, Metazoa, Chordata, Actinopteri, Pleuronectiformes, Cynoglossidae. Gene Ontology annotation, biological process: vesicle organization; intracellular protein transport. The transcript is spliced from 7 exons. Bases 241 to 1983 code for a protein of 580 amino acids. The record is from RefSeq and is a predicted model, not a curated record.